AAAAGAAAAAAUACACAACUAUUCAAAUGUCUCUCUAUGCUUACAUUCUUCUGUUCUUCAUCCAACUUGUUGUACUAGUAUUCGCAAGCAAUGAUUGUACGCCGACGAGAUGCAGAGGAAACGGCCCGGCGAUUCGGUUUCCGUUCCGACACAAACAUCGGCAGCCUCAAAGCUGCGGCUACACGGGUUUCGACGUCGAUUGCGACCAUAACAACAACACCGUGCUCGUGCUUCCGUCCUCGAUUAACGUCAAUGUUAAGAAUAUUAACUACGCAUCCCAAACGAUCCUCGUCUCUGUCCAGGAACAUUGUUUUCCACAAAAGCUACCUCGUCUCAACUUAUCUGCCUCCCCUUUCCAUUUCUUUAACCCAGAAUACUUAGCUGAUUACAUUGUUUUUAAUUGUUCUACUCCCGAACGAAGUGUUUUAGGUAUGGUGAUUACUUGCCUCAGCGAUUCUAAAUACAAAUUCUAUGCCUUCAAUUCUAACUUUUCAAUGGAAUCAUUUCCUUUGACUUCUUGCACAAGAACUUGUGAAAUUUUAUCUGCUCCUUGGUAUGUUUUUCAUAAGAAUGAGUUUUACUUGGAGUGGUCUGAUCCAAGUUGUAACUAUACGAAAUUUGAUAGUAUUCAGUGUCCCGACAAACUACCGACCGAAACUCGAGGAGCACCAAAGAAGCAACCAAAGAAGCAACUGAUUACAGGUUUUGGUUGCUUUCUUGCCGCGAUAAUACUCGCAGCUCUCAUUUAUCUUGGUAUCAGAUUUAGAAUUGGCAGAGAGAAUCAAAUCAAGAUUGAAAAGUUUUUGCAUGAUUACAGAGCCCUUAAGCCGAGUAGAUUCUCUUACUCUGAUAUAACAAGGAUGACUCAUCAAUUUCGCCAUAAAUUAGGUGAAGGGAGUUAUGGAAUUGUAUACAAAGGAAAGUUGAACAAUGAAAUAAACGUUGCAGUUAAAGUACUCAACAAUUCCAAGGGAAACGGGGAGGAGUUUGUGAAUGAAGUAAGUACCAUUGGGAGAAUACACCACGUCAACGUUGUCCGCCUUGUUGGCUUUUGUGCCGAUGGAUUUCGAAGAGCUCUUGUUUAUGAAUUCUUGCCAAACGGUUCUUUAGAAAAGUCCAUUUCCCAAGAGGGUUCGAAUAGAGUUUCUCUUGAUUGGGAAAAGCUAAAGGAUAUUGCAUUGGGCGUAGCAAGAGGCAUAGAAUAUCUACACGAGGGAUGUGAUCAACAAAUACUCCAUUUCGACAUAAAGCCGCAAAACGUCUUGUUGGACCACAACUUCAACCCGAAGAUAUGCGAUUUCGGUCUUGCGAAAUUGUGCUCAAAGGAACAAAGUGCAGUGACAAUGACCGCGGCUAGAGGAACAAUGGGGUAUAUUGCACCUGAAGUACUCUCGAGGACUUUCGGGAGGGUUUCGUAUAAGUCCGAUGUUUAUAGUUUCGGAAUGGUGUUGCUCGAAAUAGUUGAAGGGGCGAAAAAUGUAGAUACUAACGCGGAUAACACUAGCAAGGUAUAUUUUCCUCAAUGGAUUUACAAUCAUAUAAGUGUUGGGGAUAAUCAUUUUUGGGCACAAAUUGAUGAAGAAGGAAAUAGUAUAGCAAGGAAACUUAGUAUAGUAGGGUUGUGGUGUAUACAGUGGUGUCCGACGGAUCGUCCGUCAAUGAAAGUUGUGGUUCAGAUGUUGGAAGGAGAAUGUGACGAUCUCACAAUGCCUCCGAAUCCGUUUCCAGCUGCAAAUUCUGUUCCGGAAAGUUAUUACGAAGCGGAGUUGCCGAUCAUAUUAGAAUUGGAGUGAAGACUAGUUAUACCGAAACUUAGGAACCAUGUAGAAAAAUUAUAUUUAUCACGUGCUUGUUAUUUUUUUUUUCAAUGUUGCUAUAUUUAUUAUAUAAGGCUUGCUUGAAUCAUUAAACAUGUCUUUGUGCUCCGUCAUAAUUAAAAUCAGAAAAUCUUUGGGCA
Molecule: messenger RNA, 1957 nt
Organism: Erythranthe guttata (spotted monkey flower)
Lineage: Eukaryota; Viridiplantae; Streptophyta; Magnoliopsida; Lamiales; Phrymaceae
Product: rust resistance kinase Lr10
Biological process (GO): protein phosphorylation
Molecular function (GO): polysaccharide binding; ATP binding; protein kinase activity
Source: RefSeq, a predicted model, not a curated record